GCGGAUAAAAGACUUCUAUAAUCCAGUAAGUUUACCAGAUAACUAAUAGGUAGCAGCAGUAUCGGUUCUUCUAUCACAAAACAUGUACAAUGCGGCUGCGAAAUGCUGUCAAGCGUGGACUUAGAAAUUUUUGUAAACAAAUCAACAUAAACAAAAGUAUAAUCUGUGACAAAAGAUUAGAUUGAACAAAUAAUGAUUUCACGGUUUCAUUGAAUUCAGCCAAUUCAGCAACGCUGAGAUGUGAUAAUUCUUGGGUGAAGGAAGUGAAGGGGAUUUACACAAAAUAUGUGACUGUUUUAUAGUGUAUAAUAAAACCUUAUUUUAUUUACUUAGAAAGUUUUGAUAAAAGGGAGUGAUGAAAAUUAUCAGGGGAAAGGUGGUUGUGUUGGGAUGUCAAGGUGUUGGUAAAACGUCAACCAUAAUAAGAUAUAUUGAAAACACAUUUCCUCAGCAAACUACUCCAACCAUAGGUGCUUCAUUUUUCAAUUGUAGUAUUGAUAUAGAUGAAAACUUGAAGGUUGCGCUGCAGAUAUGGGACACUGCCGGUCAAGAACGAUUUAAAGCUAUGGCUCCGAUGUUCUACCGUAACGCCAAUGCUGCAUUACUAGUAUUUGAUAUAACUUCCAGCAAAUCCUUUGAAAGUAUGAAAGGAUGGGUGCUAGAACUGAAAAGGAAUGUUGAGGAACGUAUGGUGCUAUUUGUUGUGGGAAAUAAGAUUGACUUGCCAGAAAUAAGAGAGAUUUCUCGGACUGAAGCUAUGCAGUAUUCAAAUAGUAUAGGUGCCUCAUAUUAUGAAUGUUCUGCAAUGACUGACCAGGGUGUAGGCGUGAUAUUUGAAAAGCUGGCCUUAGAGCUAAUGAAAUUAUCAGGAGAAGAGAUGAACCACACUUUGAAAGUAACCAGUGAUGCCGAAUUAAUGGCUUGCUCAACUGAACUACCUCCUACAGACACUGCCAUCGAAGAGAUUGUCAAUCUUAGUUUUAAUGAUAGCAUUGCUUAUGGAAACCCUGUGCCAGCAGGGUGUUGUUUCAAUUAAAUUAUGUGAUAUACUAUAUAUCCACCACACAGAAGCUCCUAGUUUUCAUUGUGUCUCAGAGCUGUCUGUAUGACCUUUGCUCUUGGUUGGAGCCACGUACAAGCUUUAAUAGGUGGUAGGAGAGAAACCAAAUUAAUUGAUAUUGAAACAAUGAAAUUACUUUAAAUCAUCAAAGCAUACAGGGUGCCCCAGGCGCCGACGUCAAGCCGGAAACGGGGAUAGGUCGUCAUAAUAGUUUAGCCGUGUACUUACAAAAAAUCACACUUUGUGAUGGUCUUUUGGUUCCCAUUACUACAAAUUUCAAUUUUUUCUUAGACGAGAUGAUGGACAGUGUCAUUCUACGUAGUGGCAGCAAGACAGAUAGUAUCCCCGCUUUUAUUAAUUCGUGGAUGUAUUUAUUAA
This is a messenger RNA of Acanthoscelides obtectus, 1438 nucleotides long. Lineage: Eukaryota; Metazoa; Arthropoda; Insecta; Coleoptera; Chrysomelidae. The record is from the annotation of a GenBank genome assembly.